AUGAGAGACUACUCUGCGACUCCGAGCAACGGGGGCGCGUGCAUGCCGUGCUGCCAAUUAUGCGUCUUCAUCUUUACCGCAUUUCUCCUCGUUGCGGAGAGGACGGCAAGUGAGUCCUACCUGGGACACCUACACACACAUUCACGCGCACACACAUCCCGCAUACACUUAGGACAACCGGGUGUCACUAACAGUAGUUAUGAUCAUGAUGUGCUGGUAUGUCCUCGUGCGCUCUGUGGUUAUUUUACUUUAUUGGCGUGAGCGUGCAUGUGUGCGCGUGCCUUGUGGGCAGUGUGUGUGUUGGUGGGGUACAGACAUAGUCAAAUGAGUCAGGAGGUUAUUUGAUGUCACUGUGGUCCGUGAAAAAAUCUGCAGUGACCAAAUACAGACCUUCAUAGAAAGUUUACAUUUGUUUCCACUAUAUGAGCUGUCUGCUGGUGUGUUGUCAUGAAUAAUAGAGCCAGACCAGAGUCUGCAGUCAGUACUGCUGCGCCUUUCUCCUAUUUUUACCCGCUGCACGUUAUGAAAUCUGGUAUGCAGCAAAACUGCAGACUCAUGCAAGAGUUUUUAAUCUUUCAAACUGCAUCAUUUCAGCUUCUGUGCGAGGUUUCCUCUUGGAAAAACCAAAGGGGAGCCAUGUUGUCAUAUUUCAGCGCGCUCUUUUUUUGGAGGUACAUGAAUGGACGAGGGGAUGGGCGUACCCCGGGAUGGAUGGGGGCCUAGUCUGCCCGGACAGCCCGCCCGUUUAGCAGCUCUAACGGUUCAGAUUACAGAUGGAUGGAGGGAGAGAGAGAGGCAGAGCUGCAGGGCCUCAGACAGUCUGGUGAUCUGAAGAGUGAAAGCAGGGGGGAAAGCGGAGACAGUUGUCAAUAAAACCAGGCUGCUGGGAUGGAGUGAAGAGUAGAGGUCAUAUGAAAAAGUGUGGACACAAACAAAAUACACAUACAAACACAUACACUUUUGGCCAUCAGCCACUCAAGGUUACUACCAGUGUAAACACUACAGCUUUCAGUGUCAUAGAAAUACACCCAGACUGCUGCUAAUUUACACUAUGUGCAUGUCAUUUUGGGGAUUCUUUAAUCUUGAUUCUCAUUGUAUUGUGUGCACAGACAAAAUGCCCAAAUAAGCUCGAAAAGAUGUUACUUCAGUACCAAAAUGUUACUACAAAUAAAGGUCUUAUCAUUCAAGCCAUAAGCAAAAGACUUACAUGCGAAUACAGUUGUAAAAGUAGAAGUACCUUAAAAAUACACAAGGACGUUUUCUGUCAGAGUUAAGUCAGCAAAUAAAACCCUUUUUUAUCAAUACAAAUGCAUCAGUAAGCCAAUUCAAUUAGCUACGGAGUAAAGUAUUUGAAAAACCAUAAAGUGUAUUUCUAAUGGAAAAAAUGGUGAAUCAGUAAUGUAAAAUGUUCAAAGAAAAAGUUCAAGUGAAUUUCAGCUAUAUAACAUGAAUUCUUGAAUUCUUCCCCCAGUUAUCUACUGCUUUGUGUACUAUCUGUGGGUGGGUCACAACUACUGCUAUGCCUACCUUUCUAUCUUCACUGCACUGUUCCUGCUGCCAGGUGAGUGAGCGCCAGUGAAAACUGAUAAUAUAGAUAAAAACGUUGAUUGACUGCAGAUUGAUAUCCAUUCUUUUCCCUCUGGGUGUCUAAGGUUGGGGUGCUCAGUGGCUCAGUUACAUAUGGUACCUCUCAGAUGGACGCAUCCGCCGAAAGUCUCUCACUUGGACACACAUACUGCACCUGGGUAUCUUCAAAAGGUGAGCUGGCUUUAUGUGUGUGGAAAGCAAAAGAGAGGGUAUAUGCUUUGUUUUACUGAUGAAUGAUCAAUAUCAGUGAUGCCCAAACCAUCUCUAAUGGCAAUUAUGGAGUGCUGGUUGGGUUGGAGGCAAUAACAGUUCAAGUCUUGCAAAGUACUGGUCUGAUAGUGGUCAUGAUAAUGGCUUUUAUUCUUCAUCUCUUCCUUCUCAGGCUGUGGGAGUGUAUGCGUCUGCAGGAUGAGGAUGUGUAUGGUGAGAUCAUGCAGCAGGCGGAUGUGUCUGCAUUACGCCUGUUUGAGGCAUUAGUGGUCACCCUGCCUGAGACUCUGCUGCAGACAUAUGUGCUCAUCUGUACUGACAUAGGAAUCAAGUCUCCAGGUAAGGAGAAAUCUAAUAUGUGUUUGAGAGUGAUGAAGACUGAAAUGGCACACAGAAUUUUGUGUGUUUUCUAGCAAAUUAAUUGAAACGUGUUAUGCAUGUCAUUUACUUACACAACUUUCAUGGCGGAAGGCUGCCAAAACUUUCCAAGUGGGCGGAAAAAGAGAAAAAGCUCUAAAUGAACACCAUAACAGCCAAUAUGUGUAGGAAGAUAUUAGAAAGUUCUCUGUAUCGAUCCCCAAUUGGCCCAAACAAAGCUAUAAAUGCAGAUAUAAAUCUGACCAAUUGGCCAUCGCCUCCCUCCUGUUCAAGAUGCUGACAUGUCUUCUCUUCCCUCUUCAGCGUCAGUGUGUUUUGCGGUCUGUUUGUUAUCUCUGGCCUGGGCUCUGGUCCUCUAUGCCCGAGCCUGUUCGCUCAUCAGACCAGGACACCUGCAAAUGACUCCUGCUGCCAUCCUCUGUCGACUGGUGUGGAGGGUGAGUGCAUUUAGAUAGUCUUCCCCCUCGAAUGCAACACUAAUCAGUUCAAUCAUAUGUCAGCUGUCUGCAGCUGCUGUAGUUUUGUUUGUGUAACAGGUUUAUUUUUCUGUCUACAGGUUGCAAUGUUGGGAUCUCGACUUGCAGUUCUGAUGCUCUUCACACGCAUCUUCAAACAAUGGAUCCUGGGAGUCAUUGGUGAGUCCACAUGCACAGGCUUAACCUCAGAGCUUUAAAUGAUCAGACAUACCGUCAGUCUAUGAUUGGACAUGGUAAGAACAGGGUAUUUUUUUUGUCUAAAACAUCUUUUUCUGUUGUUGAAAAUGUUGCUGUUUGCAAGAACAGUUGUUAAUUGGAUUUGUUGUAUGUGAAUCUGGUUAGGUGUGCACUGGCUGGGGGCAACUUUCUGGAUGGUGUCUCAGCAGACUGACAUCAUACGAUCAACAAACCGAUGGAGAAUCUUCAACCUGGUCCUGGGAGCCAUUCACGUUUUUCUUUUCCUGAAUGUGAAGUACGGUCAAUCCAGAUACCGCAUGGCUGGCUUCUACCUGGUAUGUAUGUGUGUUAUUGGAAAGUUCACGGAUGUUUUGACAAUGAAAUAUAACAGACACACAACAUUUAAUUCUGAUUAAUUAAAUUAAGACAGAUUUUGAGAUGUUCAGUCAAACCACUGAAUAUUUUCUUCUGUAGGUAAUGUUUUUAGAGAACGCUUUUCUUCUGCUGGCCUCCUCCUGGUUGUUCACCAUGAUAUCUUGGGAUACUGUUGGGAUCCCAGCCGCAAUCUUCUGUAGCUUCCUGAUUGGUGAGAAACCUUUGCGUGGAAAUUGUUCAUAUGUAAUGCGCAUGUAUUGAGAUGGCAGGCUAUCGGUUAAUUUUCUAAUGUAUUUACCCACCUCCAUAUCUUUUGUCUCCUCCUGUCAUUUGUCUUACUUAGACGUGCACCGUUAUAUUAGCAGAACAUCUGUAUCCAUAGAUAUUGCCACGUUGACAGACAUGGACUCAUAAUAAGCCCUACUGUGUGUCUGUUUCUUAUUACAUCUUAUCUUUAUGGCGUAAAUGUGAUAUUGUCAAGCUAAUACACCUGUGAGCUGAUUCAAAGAACAGGAUUUUUAUCAUCUAUAGAAAAAGUCUCCUGUUGGAGUUUUUCUCAUUUAUUUCCACAGUCAAACAUACAAGAACAUACUAGCAGUGUUUGGGUUAAUUGUCUCUGAGAAUGAUUCGUGACAUGCAGUUUAUAAGAUAUGUUCCAGUGAUAUACUGAAGACGUUCAUUUGGCCUGCUGAUGAUACAUUUUUAAAACGGUUCGUCUAUAAAGGCCAGAAAGGUAAAAAUGUUUGUACCUGACAAGUUUCAGCUACCUUGCUUCUGCAGCCUUCAUCAGAGGUGUCACAUGCUGUUGGUGUGAGGUCAUCUGUGAUGAGUUGUAUGGGAGAUGGUGGGAUGGCAAAACCCAUACAACUCAUCACAGACAACGUCACACCAACAGCACAUGACAUCUGAGAAAAAGUUGGUAUUAGUUCUUUUUGUUUUUUUCACAACAUUUUCUCUUGUCACACUCUCUCUGUUUCUCCAAAUCCCUCCAGGUGUGAUAGCAUUGGUGCUGUACUAUCGCUUCCUCCACCCAAAGUCCUUUGAGAUUUUCCAGAGUAUUCGUCACAGGGGAAUAGGUGGAGCUUGUAUGGAGCGUGGAUCUACACUGUCUUUGGAGGAGAAAGGCACACCCUCUUUUCAUCGCCAAACAACAUUGUCAGGUCUGUUUACAUUAAUCAAUCAACCUAUCUAUCUAUCUAUUGAUCUAUCUAUCUAUCUAUCUAUCAUAACGAUUACUAUGGUCUUAUCUAACUAGGGGGCGGGACCCUCAUGGACCUCCCUAUCCAAUGGGAGGGCUGGAAGCAUCACCAUUGGUUACUGAUUCGUUUGGCCCUGAAGACAGGCAAUGUAGCAAGUAUCUGGUCUGCAUACGGUGAGGGGGGUCUGGCGGGACUGAUGGGUCUGACUGAAGAGGUCCACUCACCUGAUGAGAUCCGUGUCCCUCAGGUUUGUUGAGUUUUAUUGGUUCAAUGACCUGUUUGGAUGACGUAUCUUCUCACUGGUAUCUCUGCUGUCAUUUGUCAGAUUCCACCUAUUCAACCACCUGCUCCUCGGAUCUCACAGCCAGCUCCAGUUCCUCAACCAGCUCCACAACCAGCUCCCCCACAGGUGACCCAGGCUCCAUAGGCAAAUGUUUCAAAUGAAGAAUGCAGCACAUUUUUAAGAAAAGCUGUUGUGGACUCAAAAAGGAGACAAACUUGUUUUGAGGAGAACAUACACCGAUUUUUGACAGAUUUGCACACUUUUAAACUUAGUUCGGGCUGUCUGACUUCAAGCUGUAGUGUAUUGCUUUUAGAAGCUCUAUCAAGUGCUUUAAGAAUUGCUUCACAAAUAAAUUCAAUGCAGCACGAUCUUUGUUUAUGAAGGCUUUGCUAUAAAGUUGUGUAUAUACAGUGUGUGUGUGUCUGCAGUCUGAGACUGAGCUGACCGUCAUCUUGUCCUUAGGUGAGAGAGGUGAUCCAGCCUCCACAGCCAGCUCCAAGCACCGUGAUAGCGCGACCAGUCAGGAAAGCUCCCCCUACAACGAUCCAGGACAUGAGGAGGUUUCCAGAGAUCGUCCCCUUCCAGGAGGUCAUUCCUGAAGAGACUGCAGAAGACGAGUCCAGCGCUCCACUGUCAGAAGAAAAAGGUUUGAUGCUUGAUGAUCAGCAAACCCUGCUGGAGCACACACACUUGAAACAAAUGUACACUUCUACACACUUAGGUUCCAACAUCUUGAGUGUGGCAUUUUGAUGGCCACCAUCCAGUAUAUGAACCUUAAGAGAUCUGGUAUGGUACAUGUGGAGGAAAGUCCGCCUUUGAGAGUUUACUGUUCCAUCAAAAUAGUUUUUAUUGUGAGUUUUAUUACCCACACAGGUCUGCUGAGAUGGGGAUUCUGGCUUCUCACUGAGCCUUCAAAAGUCAGCUGAGUGCAGAUACUGCUUGACUUGUCUACUAACCAAAAUAAAGAGCAGUCAGCUAACAACAGAAAUGACACCAUGUCACAAAAUUUGAUUCGAAUUUGAUUUGAUUUGAAAUUUGAUUCAUAAAUCACCACAGAUUACCUCAGCUUUGGAGGGUUUUUAAGGAAACCCACAGAGAUUAUCACCGGGAAGCUGUCAGUCUCACCAAGCAAGUGGUUUUCGAACCUCAGUCCUAGUAUUACUGUAUGUGUGGUAUGGUACAGUUAGGUGUGGUAUGGUAUGGAAUCGUAUGGUAUGGUUUUAUGGUAUGGUAUGUACUGGCAGUGAUAUUGUGGUAUGGUCAAGAGUAUAAUAUAGACACAUGUAUUGUAUGGUUUUAUGUUUUUUUUAUAAAUGGUUCAUACAUAUGCUAUGGUGUUAUAUGGAUGUCAAUAUAUAGCUCUGCUGCCAUAAAAUAGAGACUUACAAUUAUACCACAUUUCUGCAGUCAUGUUCCUGCCAGCUGCACUAACAUCAGCCUCAUAUUCACUCUCACAGCGCUGUUAUUGUUUUCCACUACCAAGGGAAGUAUUUGCUUUUAAGCCACUGAAUUCCUCACUAUGGGCCUCAGCCAGUGGCUAGCUAGCUCUGGCUGCCUUGUGAUUUGUUCUUAGCAGGUAGCAAACUGUGCUGUUUUUGGCAGCAGGCAUAAACCACAACAGUAAGUCUGCAGGCUGGAAAACCGGAGCACUGAGGGUGUAAAGGUCUUUAGAGCUGAAAAGAAUCGCAGUCAGGUGACGAUUUUCUGAGGGUUAUUUUUAUAAGAGACCUCCUUCACAUACAAGUAAUCAUGUGAAAGGUUGAUUGAUUUUAACAGAUAUGAUGCGGCUUUACUGGAACUGUUCUUGCAGCAGCAAUUCUACAGAUCUGCUUUUUUUCCUAUUGAACGUUUGUGUCAGGCUUUACAGAAAUUAACCACAAUUCAACGUUUGUAAUUCAUUGAUAUUGUAUAUCUAAAGGUGAUGAGGACUUUCAGAGUGCUGCUUACGGCUCACCAACACCAUCAUCUCCAAGGCCAGGAAGCCUUCGGCACAUCGACAGCCAGGCAGCGACACUGACCGAAGCCUCGUCCUCUGUGUGCUCUUUGGACAUCAAGACCCCCGGCUGGUCACCAGAGCGGCGAUCCCCUCUUCUGAUUGGUUCCCCUGAGAAGAAACCAACGAUCCCUGGAGAGUCCAGCACCACUCUGUACUUCAGCGCUGAUGCACAGUCUCCCUCCAGUGGGAGCUACCUGGGCUGGGGCUCUGAGCUGUCGCCCAUCUCCACCUACAGAAGUCCCUACCGCAUCAGGGAGGCCCGUUUUAUCACCUCCACCCCUCGACUGGAGCCUCGAGCUGGAGCUGAAAGUCCAAGCCCUGCACCUGUGGUGAUAAUCCCUGCCACUCCUGGUACGACACCAGGUCCGACCCCAGGAGGAACCCCCAGUGCUUCUACACCCGUGGGUUCUACACCUGUCGGAUCUGCAUCUGCAGCUUCAACACCUGCAGCUUCUACACCUGUAGCUUCUACACCGGCUGCCUCAACUCCUGGUGCUUUGACUCCUGGUGGUACGACUCCUGGAGCUAUGACCCCUGGUACCCCCAUCGUUCCACUCACUCCGGUCAUCUCCCACGCUCGCAAACAGAUAGUGCAGUUUGUGGACAGCAGAGAGAGGAUGGUAUAA
Xyrichtys novacula (pearly razorfish) is the source of this 7307-nucleotide messenger RNA. The record is from the annotation of a GenBank genome assembly. NCBI's taxonomy places the organism in Eukaryota, Metazoa, Chordata, Actinopteri, Labriformes, Labridae.